AUGACCAGUCCCAACUUCUGUUUUCCCGUGCGGGAGCUAGAGAAUGAUGCCGUGAAACUCACUCCAUUCGAUCCAACCAAACAUGCAGGCCCCUACUUCCAUGGCUCUGUCAACCACCCAGAGCUCUACCAAUACAUGUCCAUAGGGCCCUUUGCAAGCGAGGAAGAAUUUAUCUCGCGCUUCAUCAACGACUUCGUAAACCAGCAGUCAUCAGUGCAGUGUUUCGCCGUGAUCGACAAACGAAAACCGGCCUCUGUCGCGGACCCAGACGGCGAGGUCGCCGGCAUGGUCUCCUACAUGAGUGCCUCAGCAGUCCAUCUAUCUGCCGAAGUCGGGUACAUAAUCAUCCUCCCUCCGUACCAGCGGACGCACGUCACCACCCAUGCCGUCGGGCUGUUACUGCACUAUGCGAUGGAUAGUCCCGAGCAAGGAGGCCUGGGUCUUCGACGGAUGCAGUGGCUUGCGGAUCCCCCGAACAAGGCCUCUUUGGCGGCGGCUCAGCGCAUGGGGUUCCAGCAAGAGGGGAUCUUGCGAUGGAAUCGGGUGGUUCCUGACGCGGAGGCGCGGGGGAAAGUACAUAAUGGACGAAAUGGACCGGUGUAUGGCGAGCAGCAGGAUCGGGGCCGGGAUACGGUUUAUCUCUCGCUUUGCUGGGAUGACUGGACUGAGGGGAAGCGGGAAGUCGUGGAUGCGUUGAUGUCGAGGUAG
Molecule: messenger RNA, 708 nt
Organism: Penicillium alfredii
Lineage: Eukaryota; Fungi; Ascomycota; Eurotiomycetes; Eurotiales; Aspergillaceae
Product: GNAT family N-acetyltransferase
Exons: 2
Coding region: 1-708 (235 amino acids)
Molecular function (GO): protein N-terminal-serine acetyltransferase activity; protein-N-terminal-alanine acetyltransferase activity
Source: RefSeq, a predicted model, not a curated record